UGUUGAACAGUUGAACAAGGUACUGAUUCAUUAGAUUUUACUAUCUCACUGUCUAAACAGUAAAAAUGUUUAGUCAUUUUUUCUCUCUUUGCUUCUUCAUAACUGUUAAAACCUCUGCAGUCAAUGAAAUUCAAGUGCAAACAGUUAGGCAGGGACUUAGUGUGGCAAUUAAAUGUGGCCAAAACAUAGUCCAAGACAGAAAAAAUCCCCAGCAUUUUUUUGUUUGGUAUAAAAUGAGUUUAGGAAAGGUGCCUCAGUACAUUAUGAGAACAUCUGAGGAUAGUACAAAGUACAGAUUUGCUCGAGCAUUUGAAAAUGGCCACUUCACUGUUUCUGUGAGUGAAGUGAUGUUUGACCUCAUUAUUAAUGAUGUCUCAGAAGAUGACAUUGGAACAUACUUCUGUGGAACAGUGAAGGCAAAUGUUGUAGAGUUUGGAUCUGGGACCCUUCUGCUAUUUCAAGCUGAAAAGAUCAAGUGGCAGCUUCAGACUGAAAUGGUUUUCAAGGACAGAGAAUAUUCUACAGUCCAGUGUUCACUACAAGCUGUUACUGAGAGUUGCUUAGGAGAACACAGUGUCUACUGGUUCAGACAUGGCUCAAACAAAUCUCGUCCAGAAAUCAUUUACACUCAUGGAAACAGGAGUGAUCAGUGUAAGACAGACUCUGAUGCCGGAUCUCCUACAUGGACUUGUGUCUACGACCUUCCCAAGAGUUACACCAGGCAUUCUGAUGGUGGAACUUAUUACUGUGCUGUGGCUGCAUGUGGGGAAAUACUCUUUGGAAAUGGAACUAAAGUUGAUGUUGAAGAAAAUAACAGAUGGAUUGUUACUGCUUUGAUAAUAUGUAAUGUGAGCUCUGUUAUCAUCAUCAUGGCUCUGUGUGGACUUCUAUAUAAGAAUCAUCAAAAAGGCUCAGUUAAUGGUCAAUCAAGUCCCUCAAAUAAGGUUGAAGACACAGAUGGCUUGAACUAUGCUGCUUUGAGAUUUGCUCAGAAACCUUCCUCCUCUGGAAUUUCCAGAGUUAAGGACAAUUCAGAUGUUUAUGCCCGGGUCAGAAUACAAUAGGCUAUUGAUAUGUUUAAAUUUACAUUCUGUAGGACAGACUUCAACUGGCAAUAAAACUGAACUUCCUUUUCAUACUGUGGCUCUGAAUCUAACCCACUUUCUGAGACGCAUACUUAAUCCUAAACGGGGGUUACAGCCACAUGCAGAAAUGCAUAAACUGCAAAACAACAUGUACAUUCUACAGCACAAUUACGGGCAGUAUAUUAAAUUUACAGUAUCUGAACUGUACAUUUAAUUUACAGCUUGUUACUGUAUUAUGUUAUUACAGUAUUUUCUUGCCUACUUUUAACUGGCAGCAAAGACUUCAGUAUAGCUCUGUACAUUUAUAGAAGCUAAAUAAAUUUUACAUUCUGUUACUGUAUAAACAGUAAAAUUACUACAUUGCAUUAUAUUGCACUUUACUGCUAUGAGAUUAAUGUAAUUUUACAAAAUCUGUGGUUAUUUUUAAGAGACUGUUGCUGCAUACUUACAGGCAAAUUACUAUCACAACUGACAUUACAUUAUUCAGAAACUAUAUCUUCACGGCUCUGAUGACUAAAUUAAUAAUGUAACUGCUGUGAUAAGUAUUUUGAGGCAACAAGCAUGAAAACAAUUAAGAUUACUAAAUAAUUUUUUUUAAACUUCACUUAUAACUAAUUUAGAUUUUCAUGCAGAUCUGUCCUCUCCAC
Messenger RNA from Electrophorus electricus (electric eel), 1732 nucleotides. RefSeq lists its product as uncharacterized. Lineage: Eukaryota; Metazoa; Chordata; Actinopteri; Gymnotiformes; Gymnotidae. Gene Ontology annotation, biological process: response to bacterium. The record is from RefSeq and is a predicted model, not a curated record.